This is a messenger RNA of Saccharomycopsis crataegensis, 3306 nucleotides long. Its product is annotated as Nab6 protein. The transcript has a single exon. Lineage: Eukaryota; Fungi; Ascomycota; Saccharomycetes; Ascoideales; Saccharomycopsidaceae. Gene Ontology annotation, molecular function: mRNA binding. Gene Ontology annotation, cellular component: cytoplasmic stress granule. The record is from RefSeq and is a predicted model, not a curated record. Bases 1 to 3306 code for a protein of 1101 amino acids.
AUGUUAGGAUUGCAAAACUCUUCGCAACCCUUGAAUAACAAUUCUGAUAAUCAGGGAACUCAAAUUUCCAGCAAUGGCGGCCUUAACAAUCCCAGUCAAGCUAUGGGCCAGGGAAAUUCCCAGCAACAGAGACAGCUGCAAUAUCAACAGCAGCUCACAAACUUUCAAUUGCAACAAUUACAAUUUCAAAUGAUGAGCCAAGGCCAACAAGGAUUAAACCAUCUUAGGUCGCCUACAAUGAAUGGAUUUAAUAUGAAUGGCGGUUUAAGACAAGGUAAAAGAAUGAAUGGCAGUGGCAAUGGCGCUAACUCGACUGGCGCCAACGGUUUAAAUCUACCAAGAGGUAAUGGCUCUAUUUUCAAUAACUUACAGGCACCAGUGAGUCAAAAAGUUGUAUAUGGAUAUCACCAGGGUAAUGAUAGUGUUCCUCAAACACCAUUUGACUUGAAUUAUGGUGCUUCUAUGUUGCCUGCGAACUUGCUUUCCCCAUUUAUUGGUUCGUCGUUUGGAUCACCAUUAACUGCCACUUUAAGUCCUGGUCACGGUUUUCAAAGCAGCCAGUACAUGGCGGUUACUGGUCCUGCUCCUCCAAAAAUCGGGGCUCCACCAAAGAGCAGAAAAAAGGGUUCAAAAGGAAACCAUACUCAUAAAAAAGGGAUCAAUGGUCAUAGUAGUUUGAAUGCUGCAACAACAAUGAAUAAAGAUAUUGAUGAAAAGAAAAAUGAAGAUGAAGAUGGUGAUAGUGAUUACGAUGAUAGCUCUGAAGAUGAUGUCAUUAUAACGGAAGGUGUUGAUGAUGAUGAAUUACAAGAAAAUAGAUCCAAUUUAUUCUCAGAAGAGGAUAAUAUUAUUGAUAGAAAACAAAAGAGGUCUUCGUCAGCAAAGGCAAAGCGUCCACAUUUGAAAAAUCCACACCUCAAAAACGUUCCUGUUACAAUUUCCUUAAGAGUGCAGAGAUUAUCUAAUAAGGUUAUCAUUUUACGUCACAUCAAUUCUAAUGUUAAGAUUUAUGAAUUUUUGAAUUAUUUAAAAUUUGGCCCAUUACAGUUCUGCUACAUUAUGGAGGAUGAUAGUGAUGCAGGUCCUAACGAGCUCCAAAUCAAGUUGAAGUUCAUUUAUGAAAGAACACAUAAUAACUUUAUCAAUCAUUUACAUUUAUACAUUAAUGAAUUUUACCAGGAAUUUAAUUCCCCUACUGCUGCCUAUAAAAUUGUUGAAUACGAUAUUAAGGAUGAUUACUCUAAUGCAACUGCUCUUAAACACGUCAUCGAAAACCCUGAGCCAACUAAGGAUGAUGAUUUUGUGAACUUGGAAUAUGAGAUUGAAGUCAACCAUGCCACUAGAUGUAUCAAGAUUGUUAAGUUCACCACUUUUGAUUUGCUAAAUGACGACCACGAAAACUUGGAAAAGAAACUCAAGUUGAAUUUUGGUGAAGUGGAUUUGAUUAACACCAAUGAAGACCGUAAUACGAUGAUCAUUCAUUUCUUAAACCUCGUUAGUUGUGUGAAAUUAUUCAAAGAAUUGACCAAGUUGAAUCUUGUGAAAAUUGAGAAAGAUCAAGUUGCAUCAAAGAGCUUAGGACAUUUUAAAUAUGGGGAAGAUAGAUGUUGCCAAAUUGAUGACGAUGAGUUCGAACAGACUUUUGGACAAACUUCGGAUUUUAAUGAGCAUUUGGAAAAUGAAUCGGAUAAUAAGCAUUCUCAAGACUUCGUCAACUCACAGCAAAUAUCACAGUACGGUGAUGAAAUUGUCAAUCAAACUUUACUCCAACCACAGUUAGUUGUCGCAGGAAACAAUGGUCAAAUGGGCGAUUUAGUUGGUAAUUUCCAAGCAUUGAAUGUGGCAGGCAAUAAUGGUGCAUCUGAUGUUUUGCCACCUAUGAUACAUAACAUCAAUAGUUUAAAUAUUAGUGAGAAUAGAACUGUGUAUUUGGGUAAUUUGGCAUCAAAAACCACUGUUGAGGAAGUUUGCAAUGUUGUUAGAGGCGGUAUUUUACAAUCUAUAAAAUUGAUUUCGGAAAAACAUAUUUGUUUCAUCACUUUCAUCACCGCUGCUUCAGCGACUCAAUUUUUUGCCAGCAGUAAUAUGAACGGAUUGACUAUCCACAACAAAAAAAUCAAGGUUGGUUGGGGUAAAAAUCCUGGUGAUUUACCGAAUCUGAUUGCCUUGGCGGUUACCGUUGGUGCUAGCCGAAAUGUUUACAUUGGUGUUAAAGAUGACGAGGAUAAUACCGGGAUGUCAGAAGGCCCAAAGGUUGUUCCUGACGAACCUACUAUUAGAAAAGAUUUUUCUAAGUGGGGGGAAAUUGAACAAAUCAAUUUUUUCAAGGACGGUUAUUGCGCAUUUGUUAACUUUAUAAAUAUUACUUACGCAAUGAAGGCAGUUGAUGAAUUUCAAGGUCCUGAUAGCCAACUGGUGCAUGAAUCGUUUGGUAAUAGAUACGUUCACUACAAGAUCAACUUCGCCAAGGAUAGAUGUGGGAACCCACCCAAAUUUGUCAAUAACAAGCCAAAGAAGAAGAAAAAUAACAGAAAAAAUAAUAACAACAACAAUAUUGUUGAUAAUUACUCAAGCACUACUACGCUUGAUACAACUGUUCAUGGCCAUGAUAGUAAAAUAGAACACAAUUCAAAUGAGGGAGGACAGAUCACUGACCAACAGGCCCUUGCAUUGGCCUCUAUUGGCAUUACUUCUAGUCUUAUUGACGAGAAAGUGAAAGAAGUUGAGCACGAUAAGGAAAAUGGGGUAUCAAAUGAUAAUGAUGCCGAUCCAAUGCCUCAAAGAGCUUCUACUCCGGUAAAUAACGAUGCUGCAAAAAGAUUAUCUACGGGAACCAAUUCAUAUUCUGCGUCUCCUGGCCGUUCGGGAUCUCCAGCAAUGAACCCUCAAGUGAAUAACAGUUUUGGGUAUUAUAGUCAAAAGAAAAAACAGCAGUAUACACCGGUUCAACAGAAUGCUCAGCUUUAUAGUGGAAGUCCGAUAGUGGAAGGAUCAGCUUACUCUUCGCCUGGAGCGUAUGCUAAUUUGUUGGUUUCUAAAGCUCAACCAAGAAAGUCAAACAAUAACAAGCCUAACGGCGCUGCUCAUACUUCUCAUCGUGCCUCGCUAACUGGCAAUCCUGGUGCUUCAAUGAUGGGUGGUUUUGGCUCAUCAGGGUCGCAAGUAAUGAUGCAAUAUUUGGCCAAAGCACAAUUUGAUAGCUUAAUGUUUAAUCCACUGAAAGACGAUGAUAUGAAAAAGAAGAAGAAGAGAAACAGUCACAGUAGCAAUAUUAGCAAUAACAAUAAUGACAAUAGCAAGAAAUGA